CUUAAAGUCACUUCGUAUUGCUUUUUGUCCAAACUUUUACAUUUUACUAACGUCUACUGUUUCUAGAUUUCAUCCUUCACGAUGAUUUUGGACUUCGUCCGGGACCACCCGAUCCUCUGUUUGCUCGCUGCCGGCUGCACUGCCUCGCUGGGGUACUUCUGGAUGACCAGAGAGCGCCCGCCUGCACCUGCACCGACCCCACCACCAUCACCCGCCCCGACACCAAGCCCCUCCGUCAGCUCCUCGUCCAGCGACAGCCAAAUCUUCUACCCUGCGAACGAGGAGCUGGACGACGUUUGGCCAGAGGUGCAUGUGCAGGGCCCCAGCGGGGACCAUUAAGACACACAAGCUACA
This is a messenger RNA of Macrosteles quadrilineatus (aster leafhopper), 354 nucleotides long. Its product is annotated as mitogen-activated protein kinase 7-like. The coding region runs from base 82 to 339 and encodes 85 amino acids. The transcript has 3 exons. NCBI's taxonomy places the organism in Eukaryota, Metazoa, Arthropoda, Insecta, Hemiptera, Cicadellidae. The record is from RefSeq and is a predicted model, not a curated record.